ACUCAUCCAUCUGCUUCAGGAAAAUGUUUGCUGUCCACUUGCUAGCUUUCCAUUUCACAAAGCUGAAAGAGGAUCAAAUAAAAAAGGUGGACAGGUUCCUGCACCAGCUGCGCCUCUCUGAUGAUGUCCUGCAGGAUGUGACAGCUCGUUUCCAGGCCGAGAUGCUGAAGGGGCUGGCCAGGGACACCAACCCCACGGCAGCAGUGAAAAUGCUGCCCUCGUUCGUGCGCUCGCUGCCCGAUGGCUCAGAGAAGGGGGAGUUCCUCGCUGUGGACCUGGGGGGCUCCCAGCUCCGUGCCCACCAGGUGAAGGUGUUUGAUGAUGGGAAGCAGAGCAGCCAGCUGGAGAGCAAGUUCUACCCCACACCCAAGGAGGUCACCCAGGGCAACGGAGCUGAGCUCUUUGGUUACAUUGCUGACUGUCUGUCAGACUUCAUGGAGACCAGAAACCUGAAGCAGAAGAAGUUGCCUCUUGGCUUUACGUUUUCUUUUCCAUGCAAACAGACCAAACUGGAUGAGGGGGUUCUCCUUGAGUGGACAAAGCACUUCAGGGUCCGAGGAGUCCAGGGCACAGACGUGGUCAGCUCCCUGCACAGGGCUCUCCAGAAGCACCAGACUGCCCUGGUAACACAAGGGCAGCUACACCCUGAGCCAAGGCUGUGA
Molecule: messenger RNA, 662 nt
Organism: Camarhynchus parvulus
Lineage: Eukaryota; Metazoa; Chordata; Aves; Passeriformes; Thraupidae
Product: hexokinase HKDC1-like
Exons: 6
Coding region: 24-662 (212 amino acids)
Biological process (GO): glucose 6-phosphate metabolic process; glycolytic process; intracellular glucose homeostasis
Cellular component (GO): cytosol; mitochondrion
Molecular function (GO): glucokinase activity; fructokinase activity; mannokinase activity
Source: RefSeq, a predicted model, not a curated record